AUGCAGAGCUCGCACGACGUCGUGUUCGGGGACCCCCUCAAGCCCGUGAAGCUGGACGACUUCCGCAAUGUCCUCAUCCGCCAGGAGGAGACCAUCAUCUUCGCGCUCAUCGAGCGCACCCAAUUCCCGCGCAACCCGGAGGUCUACGUGAGCAUGAAGGAGAGCAAGAGCGCGGCGUUCGGAGGCCUCAAGGGCAAGUACACGACGUUCGACGGCAGCCUGCUGGACUUUAUGCUACUGGAGACCGAGAAGCUGCACGCGCUCACGCGCCGCUACACGUCGCCGGACGAGAACGCCUUCUUCCCGCACCUGCUGCCGGAGCCCAUCCUGCCGAUCAUCGACUACCCGCGCGUCCUGAACCCGAACCGGAUCAACAUCAACAACCAGAUCAUGAGCGUGUACCAGGAGAAGAUCCUGCCAGGUUUGACCACGCUCGCGAGUGACGACACUGCGUACGGCUCAACGGCGACGGCGGAUAUUGCGGUGCUGCAGGCGCUGAGCAAGCGUAUCCACUUCGGCAAGUUCAUCGCUGAAGCCAAGUUCCAGGCGGAGACGGAGCGCUACACGAAGCUCAUUCUCGCGAACGAUGCUGAUGGAAUCAUGGAUGCGCUCACCAACCUUGCCGUCGAGAAGAAAGUGCUUGAGCGCGUGAAGCUGAAAGCCUCGACGUACGGCCAAGACCCGAACGCUCCCACCACUGCUUCGGACGACAAGGACUGGAAGGUGAACCCUCAGCUUAUCUCGGACCUGUACCGCGACUUCGUGAUGCCGCUGACCAAGGAGGUCCAGGUGCAGUACUUGCUGCAGCGUGUUGCACACCCGUCUAUCGCUGUUGCGGGCGUGGAAGGGUCGUUCUGCUGGAUGGCGGCGCAGGCGCACUUCGGAGGCGAGACGCUUCAGAAGGACCAGCUGCUGCAGGCCGAAUCCAUCAGCAAGGUCUUCUACGAUGUCAACGCGAACCGUACGGCCUAUGGUGUCGUCCCUAUCGAGGACUCGCGCCUGGGUAUGAUCAAGGAGACGCAGGCUCAGCUGAUGCGCAGCUCGCUGAAAGUGUCUGCCGAGAUUGUGCUGACCCGUUCGUUCAUCUUCGCGGCCAAGGACAAGCAGCUCGGCAAGGGCUCCGAUGUGACGAAGGUCUUCUGCCCGACCGACACGGACGCUCGGUUACUCGCGCAGGCGGAGCAGAGCUGGCCGAGCGCGCAGGUCAUCUCGGUUCCCAAUGUUUCGGAGGCUGCGAGCCGCGCUUUCAGCGAGGUCUCGACGGUGGUAGUGACCACGUCGGUCGCGGCGGAGGCCCACAACCUGGAGCAGGUUGACACCAGCAACGCUCUUGCUUCGGAAGGAGCUGUCACGGAAAGUAAGUCGUUCAUCCGCUUCGUGGUUGUGUCGAAGGGUUUCCCCGCGGCUACGGGUAAGGACAAGUCGUGCCUGAGCAUGGAGAUUAAGCACGAAGUGGGCUCCCUCCUCAGUGCCCUGGACGUGUGGAAGAACCACGGUAUCAACCUCACGUGCCUCGAGUCGAUCUACCGCCAAGAGCAGGGCGGCUACGAUUUCUUCGUUGAGAUCGUCGGCCACUUCGACGACGCGAACGUGCGGCAGGCGGUCGAGCAGCUGCAGUCGGUUUGCACCGUCAAGCACCUUGGGUCGUUCCCUAUCGCGAAGCGCCCCAUCCAGAGCUGA
Phytophthora sojae is the source of this 1680-nucleotide messenger RNA. RefSeq lists its product as hypothetical. Gene Ontology annotation, biological process: L-phenylalanine biosynthetic process; chorismate metabolic process. Lineage: Eukaryota; Oomycota; Peronosporomycetes; Peronosporales; Peronosporaceae. The transcript has 5 exons. Bases 1 to 1680 code for a protein of 559 amino acids. Gene Ontology annotation, molecular function: prephenate dehydratase activity; chorismate mutase activity. The record is from RefSeq and is a predicted model, not a curated record. Gene Ontology annotation, cellular component: cytoplasm.